AUGUCUAAUAAAAUGAAAAGUCCUGGUACUCCUAAAAGAUCAAAAGGGAGGGAAUUUAAGCCUCGAGAACCUUACACCCUCCGUUUACGUAAAAUUCUUGAAGAAUAUCCCGAUGGUUCACAAGUUCUUCGUGAAAUUCUCCAAAAUUCUGACGAUGCAAAAAGCACUGAACAAGUUUUCAUUUUGGAUCAUAAUACUUAUCCUUCGAAUAGUGUAUUUGAACCGGAUCUGGAGGAUAAUUAUCAAAGAACAAAUUUGAAACUUGAUAGAUAUCAAGGUCCUGCACUAUUAUCAAAAAAUAAUACCAUUUUUGAAGAAAGGGAUUUUCAAUCUCUAUUGAAAUUGGCUAAUAGUGAAAAACGCGAUCAAUUUGAUAAGAUCGGAGUGAUGGGCGUCGGCUUCAAUUCAAUUUAUCAUAUUACGGAUUCUCCAUCUUUCAUUACCGGUGAUAAAUACGUGAUUCUUGAUCCACAUGAAUGGUACUUUGAAGGUGGUGUUCAAUUCGACUUUGUCGAAGAAGAUUUGGCGAAGGAAUAUCCUCAUCAAUUUGCUCCUUUCAGAAUCCCGUGCGAUAAACCAUUUAAAGGCACUUUAUUUCGUUAUCCUCUUCGGACUACUGAAGAUUCUAUUGAUUCGAACAUUUCUAAAAAAGUUUAUAAACCUGACGAGAUUUUAGAAAUGUUUAACAAAUUUUACGAGAAUGAAAGUAUUAAUUGCCUACUAUUUCUGAAAUAUAUCGAAUGUAUUUCGUUUUAUGAAUUGAAAGUAGGUGCUACUGAACCUAAUUUACUAUAUACGAUCCGAUUGGAAAAUGCUAACAGAGUUCGAGAGCAACGUCAUUUGAUAGUAAAGAAAAUCGUAUCAAUGAUGGAUUCGUUAAAAUCAAAAAAACUUUGUAAAAGUAAUCAAUCACAUACAACUUACGUUGCUUCGUUCUCUCGGCAGAAAGGCGAUUCUAUGGAGAAUAGAGAGGUUAGCUCGUGGUUGAUUUUGAAUUAUCUCGAUGAUAUAUAUCAAGUUGAAGCAUAUUUCCAAGAGAAAUUCAAUAAGGAUAUAGGAGAAUACAAGUUUAUUCCUAAUGUUGGACUAGCUGUCCCUUUGAAUUGGUUAAACAUUAUGGGAAGAUUAUUUUGCUUCUUACCUCUUCCGGUAUCUAUGCCCUUUCAAGUCUCUGUGAAUGGAUAUUUCGCGGUUAGCACUAAUCGACGUUCUUUAUGGUCAGCAGCAGAUAAUGAAGACCUGGCGGCUGAUGCAUUGGCGCGUCUUAAAGUUACUUGGAACCGUUAUUUAUUUGAAAAUAUUUUACCAAAGGCUUGGGCGGAAUUUCUUCGUGAAAUUCCAUUAAAAGUCAUCGAUAUAAAUCCAGAUAAUUUGUAUAGAUUCUGGCCAAUAAUCGAAAGUAAUUCAACAGUUAAUAUAUCUACAUUUUGCAAGGAUCUUUUGCAAAAUGUCAUAAAUUGUCUCGGCGUCGAAGAUCGUGUAUUUAAAGGUCCUUCUUCAUCAAGCCCCAUUGGAAAAGUUGCUAAUAUACCAGCAAAAUCAUAUCUUAAGUCAUCGCUUCAAGAAUUUCAUUGGCUAUCUUUGUCCAAUGGUUAUUUUGAAGAUCCGAGAUCGAAUUACGGUUUAUCUAAAAUACUCGGAAAGAUUGGUUUCCCUGUAAUAUUAGUUUCGCAUGAUAUCAUUAAAGCAUUAAAAGAUUCUAAUCACGAAGGUUCUCUUAGAUAUUUUUCUCCUGCCAUUAUUCGCACUUAUUUAAACCAAAAUCGUAAUAGAUGGAAUGAUACACAAGAUAACAAUACAACCUUGACAAUAUCGAGAAAAGAAAUACUUCAGUUAUUUGGUUACAUCUUAAAAGACAAAAAAUUCAAUGAAUUAGAAGGUUUCAAAAUGAUCCCGCUCGCGGAUGGUACGCUUGGUACUUUAUCACUUUCCAGCAAUUCUCACGUGUACAUUUGUCCACGCGAUGACUACAAAAAUCAUGAACUCGAUAUCUUCAAAGAUCAAUUGGACAAUUUCAUUGACAAAUCAAUUGAUUUCGGAUUAUACCAAAGUUUGUAUGAGUUUGCAAAAGCUGGAUGGAAUCUAAACAUUAAAGUCUUGGACGAAGUUGCUGUUGCAAAUAUGAUUAGAUUCUCAUUGAAAUUGAGUAUCGUUGAUCGUAACUGGAAUUUGAUCGGAAUUAUUAAAAAGUCUUUAUCAAACUCUGAAGAGAUACAAAUGUCUGAUCAUCGUGAAUGGGUUUAUAAGUUAUGGGAUAACUUAAAGUAUAGAAAUUGGGAUUUAACAAAGUUUGAAGAUAUUCCUUUAUUACCGACAAGCCGCUCUACUCUCAGAAAGCUAAAUACUCCUAAAAAAAUCUUUUCUAAUCAAACAAGCAAGAAUAUUUCUACUAAUUUAAGUUCUAUUUUCGAAAAAUUUGGUGCUGUUUUUGUGGAAGAUGAAUUUGACCGUAGUGAAGUUUCUAAAUGGGCCAAAGUAACUCGAUAUAUUAUUAGGCCUGAUGAUAUUUUAUCAGUUCUAAAUUCUUUACGAACCGAUUCUUCUUACCCAAAAAAUUUGAAUCACGAAUUGAAAAUCCAUGAAGCGUCAACGCUCGUUGAUCACUUAUCAAAUCACUUACGACUUGCCAAUAAGUAUCACUUUAAUUCGAACCAUAUUGAAAUCAUUAAGCAUCUUCCAAUUUUUAUAGAAGUUGAUCAUACUUAUUCAAUCCCAUUAUUACCUGCAAAGAAAAGUUGGUAUCUUCUACCUAAAAGUGAUGAAAAUACAUAUGGAAAAGUUAUUUAUCCAAGCAACAUGGGGGGAUUUCUAAGUACAAGCUCACAAAAUUUAUCUUACAUAUUGGAAGAUAUAAUUAAGAUUCCGCGAUUAAAUUCAUAUGAAUAUUGGAAAGAUUAUGUAAUUCCAUUCCUUUAUUUGCAGCAGCAGACUGACUUAGAUAUAGUAAUUGACAAACUUUUUGAUAAAUUACCUUUCUUACUUGAUCAUGAUUCAAACUUGAAGGAUGUUCUUGGAAGAACUUCUUUUGUACCUGUUGGCACAUUAAAAAUGUCACUUCAGCAGCAAAUGCCUGAUAACAUAAAAUUAGCUAAACCAACAGAAUUAUUUGAUCCAGAAGAAAGGGAAAUAACUGGUCUAUUUUUUGAGGAAGAACAAGUCUUUCCUGCUGGGAAAUAUGGCGUCCCAAAGGCCUCGGCUUCCAACAAGUUCUUUUCGAAUUUAAAAUUAUUAGGGAUGAGAUCAAUUCUUUCUCCAGAUGAUGUUAAUUCUCGAAUCAAUUCUAUUGUCAAAAAAAGAAAGAUACCUGAUGUUCGCGAAUAUUUAAUUCACGCAAAAGCGUUUAAGAUUUUUAAAUAUAUUGAUGACAAGUGGGAUACGUUUGUUAUACAAAAUCGAAAUACUCGUGAGACAAAAGUUAACGAUGCACUGAAGACUAUUCUAGAAACAGAAUGGAUUCCUACCGUUGACGCUUCUGAGAAGAAAAUUUUCUCAAAGCGUCAAAAUUGUUAUAGUCAAAAAGAUAAAUAUUUAGUUUGUCUGGUUACUCCACUACUUGAAUAUAAAGUUAAGAACAAGAGAUUUUUAAAAUAUUUGAAAUGGGAUACAUAUCCCGAAGUGAAAACGGUGCUAAAGCAGUUGGAGUUUUGUCAAGUUAGUUUGUCUAACAAGCAACCACCUGAGCAUUUGGAAAUGAUUUGUAACGCGAUUUACAAAUAUAUCAAUGAUGCUCUUCGAGCAAACGAUGAGACUUCUAUGAAAGAAGCCGAUUUCAUGAAGAAAUGUUUGAAAAAUCAUCCGUGGAUUUUAUGCAGAAAUACAUUACAUCCAACUGAUAAAGUUGUCUUUAGUCUUCCAAUUGAAUUUCAAAAUAAUAAUUCCUCAUUCGUUGAACUUCCUGAAGGAUAUAAAAGUGAUUUUUGGUACUUAUUCAAAGAAAUGGGAGUUCGAAAUGAGCUUGAAAUCAAGGAUUUGAUUACAAUUAUUAGUAAUAUGGGUCAUUAA
Funneliformis mosseae is the source of this 4002-nucleotide messenger RNA. The record is from the annotation of a GenBank genome assembly. Lineage: Eukaryota; Fungi; Glomeromycota; Glomeromycetes; Glomerales; Glomeraceae.